AUGACAGAAGAACGAAAUAGUGACAACCAAAAAUACGAACCAGAUCAUAACGAGGAGGAUGAUAUAAACAUGACUAUAAGGAGUAAUACCAGAAAGAGAGCUAGACGGAGUGAUAUUAAUGACAUGAGUAGCAGUGAGAAUGGUCUCAGCCCAGAAACGACGAGGAGUAGAGUAAGAAAUAAGCAUGGAUCGAGCGGUAUCGAGAAUAUAACGAUCCCACCGGCCACUACGUGCCGUUAUAAUCACCCACACCGCCCGAGGGAGGCGCCGAGCGCGAGGAGGAGCAGCGGUCGCGCACCGGUGAAGCAUCUUAAGCUGCUCCGCCCCGAUGACACGCUGCACAUUGGACAUGUUUAUCGACUCGUUAGCUUCGAAGAGGUUUUGAGGGAGUUUGCGUCGAAGAAGCAGGUGAGGCUCAGCAAGUUGCUGGUCGCUCAGAAGGAGAGGAGUGCUUCUUCUCAAAGAGGGAGAGGAGGAGAACAGAGUUCGUCGUCGUCUGAUGAGGUAGUCGAGGAGCAGAUGGAGCCGGCGGUGGAGAAUUGCAGCAGGAGAAGUGGGGCGGCGUCACGCUCAGGCCAGUGGAGGCCAGCUUUGCACAGCAUUGCAGAAAUUGGGAGCUGAACGUACCCAACUCCAAAGCUAUUUGGUGUAUCUCCUACAAAUAGAUUUAAAAAAAAAAAAGUUUAUGCUUUGCUAUGAAAGUAGUGGGAUUUAUGUCUCUAUUGUAAAAAUCUCUGAAAUAUUCCCUGCGGUAGCGACGUGUACCCUUCGUCGUGUUUUUAGUGCUCC
Molecule: messenger RNA, 789 nt
Organism: Asparagus officinalis (garden asparagus)
Lineage: Eukaryota; Viridiplantae; Streptophyta; Magnoliopsida; Asparagales; Asparagaceae
Exons: 4
Coding region: 1-621 (206 amino acids)
Source: RefSeq, a predicted model, not a curated record